Molecule: messenger RNA, 2146 nt
Organism: Cylicocyclus nassatus
Lineage: Eukaryota; Metazoa; Nematoda; Chromadorea; Rhabditida; Strongylidae
Source: the annotation of a GenBank genome assembly
GCUGCCACCACUCCGCACAGCACAAUGCGCUGCUGUUGGCGACAGCCGAUUCGAAGUUCGCGGCGAUUGUCAGGCGGUGCUUGGCUGAGUAUUCGACGCCGAGCACACGCGUGGCUUGGCCCGCCAGCGGCGACCCGCCUCUACCGCGAUUCACAGCUAUUAGCACCGCAAUCAUUCGACAGUGUUGUUCUGCGAGAUCUGAGUGUUCUUCUCGACUUUCUCCUCUGUUUCUGAGCAGUUCGUAUUUGUUCCGAUCGCCAUAUCAGAACCGUUCGGUCACAUCUGGAUACUUGCUUCCUGUUUGCCUUCAACCGCAUUGGUUUGCUGGACUAGACGAUUGUCAGCAUGAGCGCCGCCGAUACCAAAGUCGCCGUAACCACCGAUGAGAACUGGAAAGCCGGGCUCGUUCUACCCGCCAAGGAUAAGCGCUUUAAAACCGCGGAUGUCACAGACACGAAAGGAGUUGAAUUUGAGGAUUUUUGCCUCAGUCGUGACUUACUUAUGGGCAUUUUCGAAAAAGGUUGGGAGAAGCCAAGUCCUAUUCAGGAGGCUUCCAUUGGCGUUGCACUCUCAGGUCAGGACAUUCUUGCACGUGCGAAGAAUGGAACUGGCAAAACUGGCGCCUAUUGCAUCCCGGUCAUUGAGAAGAUAAAUCCGGCUAUCAAGAAAAUUCAGGCGCUUGUCAUUGUGCCUACUAGAGAACUUGCUCUUCAGACGUCUCAGAUCUGUGUCGAACUUUCGAAACAUAUCAAACUGAAGAUUAUGGUAACCACUGGUGGUACCGAUCUUCGUGACGACAUAAUGCGCUUGAAUGGCGCAGUACAUAUGGUUAUAGCCACUCCGGGACGCAUUCUUGAUUUGAUGGAGAAAGGAGUGGCGGACAUGUCAAAUUGCAAGAUGCUCGUACUCGAUGAAGCUGACAAGCUUCUCAGUCAAGACUUCCAGGGCAUCCUCGAUCGCCUUAUUUCGUACCUGCCAAAGGAACGACAAAUCAUGCUUUACUCUGCUACCUUCCCAAUGACCGUGACCGAAUUUAUGCAGAAGCAUAUGAGAAAACCUUAUGAAAUCAACCUCAUGGAGGAGCUUACUCUCCUCGGUGUCACUCAGUAUUACGCGUAUGUACAGGAAAAACAAAAAGUGCACUGCCUUAAUACUUUGUUCCGCAAGCUCCAAAUCAAUCAGUCAAUUAUUUUCUGUAACUCUACUCAGCGUGUUGAGCUUCUAGCCAAGAAGAUUACUGAAAUAGGAUAUUCGUGCUAUUACAUACACUCCAAAAUGGCACAAAAUCAUAGAAACCGCGUCUUUCACGAUUUCCGCCAAGGAAAUUGCCGCAACUUGGUUUGCUCGGAUUUGCUCACUCGUGGUAUCGAUAUUCAAGCUGUAAAUGUGGUCAUCAAUUUUGAUUUCCCUCGUAACGCCGAAACCUACCUGCACAGAAUCGGCAGAUCGGGACGGUUUGGCCAUCUCGGAGUUGCCAUCAAUCUCAUCACUUACGAAGAUCGCCAUACUUUGCGUCGUAUCGAACAGGAGCUUCGAACACAAAUUGAGCCUAUCCCAAAGGCCGUCGAUCCGAAGCUCUACCGCAAGCAUCACUACUCUAUAGUGCUUCCAUCUGAUCUCGUUAUAUUCUCGAUGGCUGAGCCUUCUCUUUUCGCGAUACAACAUACCACGCGGCAAUACGUUCCAAAUUCUAUAGUGCUUUUGUGGAUCGCUCAGCGAGAAAUGAGCUCAUACAAUUUUCCUUUACUCGUGAAUCAAUGUAGAACAAUCCAACUUUGCUGCCUUGUACUGCAAGUAAUUCUGACCUACAUCAAUGUCGAGUAUAUGGGAAUGAUGACAUUCAUUUUUACCAUGGCAUUAUGCCUUUACAACUUGUAUGUGACUGGAAGGAGAAUGUACAACAAUAUCGAUGGACGUUUUGAUUUGCGUCAAAUAAUUAGAGAGAGCGACAAUCAACUGAAGCUCCUCUAUGCUUCUGAAGUCUUUACUCCGUUGGUCCUUGGCAUUCUCGUGUUUAUUAUUGUCCGGCUCCCAGGUGGAAUGGGAAGGUUUGUAUGGACGCUAGCAUGCUGUGGUCAGAUAGGAGCAGCUUUGCUACUUCUUGUAGUUGAAAUUCAAGAAGUUGUCAUCAAUGGAUAUUAGUUUA